Molecule: messenger RNA, 3295 nt
Organism: Soboliphyme baturini
Lineage: Eukaryota; Metazoa; Nematoda; Enoplea; Dioctophymatida; Soboliphymatidae
Source: the annotation of a GenBank genome assembly
GAGUCGAAUCAUGGAUGCACGAUCCCUGGUUAUAUCGGCUUAAGAUCUGUGCUUUGACGAUCGAUGAGUAUCGUUCGAAAGGCCAGAUGGAAGGAACGCAACUGACUAUCCACGGGCUCGUCCGAAAUGACGAAGGCGUCUACCAGUGUUUCGUCGAAAAUGAUUUCGGUUCGUUACAGGCGGCUGCCUUGCUGACCGUUCACACUGCGGGUGAGGCCUUUGCAUGUUACUCAUGCGACCUUGUCAGAUUGACUUCAUUGAUUCGAAACGACACUAAUGGAGAUACACCACCGAAGUUGUUCACCAGUUCGCCACCGUCAACGCCUACGGAACUGCAAGUAUUGAACAUCGGCAGUCGGUACGUGAUACUGCGCUGGGAUUCAGCACAGGUUGUCGUCGAGCAGUUGGUCGGCUAUCAGGUGUAUCUGAAAGGCGGCGAAUCCUUCAGGGAAGUGCUGUUCAAUACGUCGGUCAGCGACUCGAAGAAAUUCAAGAUCUCUCGGCUGCAGCCGGAAACGAUGUAUAUCAUCCGAGUAGUGGCGUACAACAAGAAUGGUUUCAGCCAGCCGUCGAAAUCGCUGAAGGUGGUCACCUCGGCCGAAAAGGAGACUGCGGACAGCAUUCGUCACCUGAAGGCGUAUUCGCUCAGCUCGACGAGCGUCGAAGUUCGAUGGGAUCCGCCGUUGAACAACGAACCGAUCAACUAUUACCGACUGUUCUAUGCUAGAGCGAUGCCGGACGUGGAUGGUGGAAGUCGUUCGGCGAAGAACGACGCUGGCGACAACGAAGACGAAGACGAAUACGAAGAAAUCGAAACACAGUUGGACAGCACAUCGUACACCCUCCCUGGGCUCGAGGAGUACGUCGAGUAUCAGUUUCGAGUCGAGGUGCUGUACAAAAACGGCCGAGCUGUGUCUUCAUCUCUGGUUCUCGCGCGAACCCUGUCUGACCGGCCGUCUGCCGCGCCUCAAAAUGUCACCGUCGUUCCUGUAAACAUCGACACCAUUGUGCUCAGGUGGGCACCACCCCCAGACAAAGAGUGCAACGGCCCAAUAACGGGUUACAAAAUCAGAUACAAGCAAAAAGAUCCACAUGUGCGCGGUUUCACGAUUCAGAUAGAUGGUUCAAAGCAGGAGCAUCUGAUUGGAAAGUUAGACCCAAGUUUGUCGUACGUGUUCAAGGUGGCAGCAGCAACGGUGAACGGCAGCGGACCGUAUUCACCUUGGGUGCAUAUGGCAUCAAGCGUUACUGGCGUUGAAGAAACGCAAGUUCCGGGCGCUCCCACGUCGCUUCGUGUUCAAGCGAAAGCGACUGAAAUCUUGCUUUCGUGGACGCCUCCGUUAGACGAAGGCAUUUUGAUUCGCGGUUUCCUGAUCGGUUGGGGCAUCAACGUGCCGGACAUCCAAGUGAAACGCGUUUCUGGCUCUGAACGGUUUUACACGAUUACAAAUUUGAAGCCUAAUAAAGACUAUGUCAUAAGUCUGAAGGCAUAUAACAAGAUGGGUAAUGGAUUUCCGAUCUACGAAACCGUGCGCACCACAUCGGCGGUUACCACCGGCCCCACCCGCGUCAUCGAAACACCGAUCGGCCUGCGUACAUCCGUCAUCUCGUCUACGGCCAUCUUCCUGACGUGGUCGGAUGGCUCUCAGUACAACUGCUUUCGCUUAUUUCUGUUGCCGUUAAAUUUUAAUCGAUGCUUGGUUUUGCGGUUAAGGCUGAACAACAUGAUGUCGCGACUGAAUUCAGAUAAUGGUCAUUACACCAUAAGGUAUACGAGUCAUUACGGCAUGAAUGGCCAUUACCGCUACGUCAACUGCACGGAAGCCAGCUAUACUGUCGAAGGCCUCAAGCCGGACACGCAGUAUGAAUUUUCAGUGAAACUCGUUGUCGGCAAUGCAGACAGCGAAUGGAGCAUGACGGCCGUUAAUAAAACGCAUAGUGCCGCUCCCUCAUCUGCGCCACGAGAUCUGACUUCAAUCAAUUCAGAUAACGAUCCAUCAAGGGUUAUUUUAAGCUGGCAGCCUCCGAAGCAUCCAAACGGAAAGAUUACACAGUAUUUGAUUUACUAUUCCAUUGAUCCUCAAGCGCCUGAUUCGAGCUGGAUGAUGGAGGGUGUACGCGGCGACCGACUUAGUACAUCCGUGGACAAUUUAGUACCAGCUACGAAUUAUUACUUCAAGAUCCAGGCUGUAAACGACCGCGGGUAUGGUCCGGUUUCGGCUGUCAAGCCCUACAGGGCAAAAUAUGUGCGCAAGUCUGAACUGACGGCCGCUGAUAGGUUGUCACCGCAUUUGUCCCAGUUGACCCAUGCAGCCGACGCUUCACUGUCGAAAGAAACGAUCGUCAUCGUGACGGCUGUUGCGGUCACAUUUUCGCUCCAAAGGCGCAAACGUGGCCGAGGCUACACUGCUGGUAUAAAGAAGAAGAUCCCGAGGGACGUCAAGCCUCCUCCUGAUCUGUGGAUUCAUCAUGACCACGGAUUCGAGAUGCGCAUCGUCGACCAGAAACAAACUUACAGCGGUGCGCCGUCGUUGCAAGAUUUGAAACAGUACCGAACUCCGAGUCCCACGUUUACCGACGUUCCGCGAUACCACUCGUUGGCUGGUAAUAUUUUCGUUGCACUGUUUUGCUCUUGGAGAAUGGUAUGUACUGUUUGCCUGUUUCUAGUGUCUCAAAUUCCUUCGGGGUCAUUGAAGAGCAACCAGCAUCAUCGGUCAUCAGCCAGCGUCGAUCUGGCCGCACAGACGCCUCGUGGAUUUUCUUCUCAAAUCAUUAGAACGCCUCAGGUGGUCUACACGGGAUCGAAAAGUCAGCACUCGCGAUCCAGUGUUGACGAAGGUCAAAGCGCUGAUGAUUUCGUGCCCACGCCCCCUAGCUGCGUUCCGUCGCCGUUGGCGACAGUGGACGGUCGUAACAAAGGCGGCGAAGGCGCCGCCGCCACAUUCAUCAGCGGUCGAAAUAGCAGCAACCCUCUCACAUCGUUUACCAUGCUCACUCCGCCUCCUCCACCGCCGCCUAUGUGUACAACACCUGACUCAGCAAUAAGGCCGUCAGCUGUGUUGUCUCUUGGAGCGCCAACUGGCUCGAAACCAAAGGUUGGUAGCAGUAUCGUCAUUGGAACUAAAGCCCGGGCGAUGCAACAGCAACAGCCGCCGCCACCGUCACAGGUUUCUUCGCACAUAAUCGCUGGUACUUUCGCAGAUGCGAAUCCAUAUUCGCCCGGAAAGGUCAGCGAUUGUGAAAUAAUGGUAAUUUGUUUAGCCUUAUAUUUCGCUACUUCUUGCUUUAGAUAACG